AUUUGAAGAGGUGUUAUGGAUCAUCUAUGGAUUGUAGGCAAGCUUGAUGAUUACCAGGAACGAAUGAACAAAGGGGAAAGGCUUAAUCAAGAUCAGCUGGAUGCCGUAUCUAAGUACCAGGAAGUCACAAAUAAUUUGGAGUUUGCAAAAGAAUUACAGAGGAGUUUCAUGGCAUUAAGUCAAGAUAUUCAGAAAACAAUAAAGAAGACAGCGCGUCGGGAGCAGCUUAUGAGAGAAGAAGCAGAACAGAAACGUUUAAAAACUGUACUUGAGCUCCAGUAUGUUUUGGACAAAUUGGGAGAUGAUGAGGUGAGAACUGAUCUGAAGCAAGGUUUGAAUGGAGUGCCAAUAUUGUCUGAAGAGGAAUUGUCAUUGUUGGAUGAAUUCUACAAAUUAGCAGACCCUGAACGGGACAUGAGCUUGAGGUUGAAUGAGCAGUAUGAACAUGCUUCCAUUCACCUAUGGGACUUACUGGAAGGAAAGGAAAAAGCUGUAUGUGGAACAACCUAUAAAGCUCUAAAGGAAAUUGUUGAGCGUGUUUUCCAGUCAAACUACUUUGACAGCACUCACAACCACCAGAAUGGGUUAUGUGAGGAAGAAGAGGCAGCCUCAGCACCUACAGUUGAAGACCAGGUAGCUGAAGCUGAACCUGAGCCAGCAGAAGAAUACACCGAACAAAGUGAAGUUGAAUCAACAGAGUAUGUAAAUAGACAAUUUAUGGCAGAAACACAGUUCAGCAGUGGAGAAAAGGAGCAGGUAGAUGAGUGGACAGUUGAAACAGUUGAGGUGGUAAAUUCACUCCAGCAGCAACCUCAGGCUGCAUCUCCUUCAGUACCGGAGCCCCACUCUUUGACUCCAGUGGCUCAGGCAGAUCCCCUUGUGAGAAGACAGCGAGUCCAGGACCUUAUGGCGCAAAUGCAGGGACCCUAUAAUUUCAUACAGGAUUCAAUGCUGGAUUUUGAAAACCAGACACUUGAUCCUGCCAUUGUAUCUGCACAGCCUAUGAAUCCGACACAAAACAUGGACAUGCCUCAGCUGGUUUGCCCUCCGGUUCAUUCUGAAUCUAGACUUGCUCAGCCUAAUCAAGUUCCUGUACAACCAGAAGCUACACAGGUUCCUUUGGUUUCAUCCACAAGUGAGGGGUAUACAGCAUCUCAGCCCUUGUACCAGCCUUCUCAUGCUACAGAGCAGCGACCACAAAAGGAACCAAUUGACCAGAUUCAGGCAACAAUCUCUUUAAAUACAGACCAGACUACAGCAUCAUCAUCCCUUCCGGCUGCUUCUCAGCCUCAGGUGUUCCAGGCUGGGACAAGCAAACCAUUACAUAGUAGUGGAAUCAAUGUAAAUGCAGCUCCAUUCCAAUCCAUGCAAACGGUGUUCAAUAUGAAUGCCCCAGUUCCUCCUGUUAAUGAACCAGAAACUUUGAAACAGCAAAAUCAGUACCAGGCCAGUUAUAACCAGAGCUUUUCUAGUCAGCCUCACCAAGUAGAACAGACAGACCUUCAGCAAGAACAGCUUCAAACAGUGGUAGGCACCUACCAUGGUUCCCAGGACCAGCCCCAUCAAGUGACUGGUAACCACCAGCAGCCUCCCCAGCAGAACACUGGAUUUCCACGUAGCAGUCAGCCCUAUUAUAACAGUCGUGGUGUGUCUCGUGGUGGUUCCCGUGGUGCUAGAGGCUUGAUGAAUGGAUACAGGGGCCCUGCCAAUGGAUUCAGAGGAGGAUAUGAUGGUUACCGCCCUUCAUUCUCUAACACUCCAAACAGUGGUUAUACACAGUCUCAGUUCAGUGCUCCCCGGGACUACUCUGGCUAUCAGCGGGAUGGAUAUCAGCAGAAUUUCAAGCGAGGCUCUGGGCAGAGUGGACCACGGGGAGCCCCACGAGGUCGUGGAGGGCCCCCAAGACCCAACAGAGGGAUGCCGCAAAUGAACACUCAGCAAGUGAAUUAAUCUGAUUCACAGGAUUAUGUUUAAACGCCAAAAACACACUGGCCAGUGUACCAUAAUAUGUUACCAGAAGAGUUAUUAUCUAUUUGUUCUCCCUUUCAGGAAACUUAUUGUAAAGGGACUGUUUUCAUCCCAUAAAGACAGGACUGCAAUUGUCAGCUUUAUAUUACCUGGAUAUGGAAGGAAACUAUUUUUAUUCUGCAUGUUCUGUCCUAAGCGUCAUCUUGAGCCUUGCACAUGAUACUCAGAUUCCUCACCCUUGCUUAGGAGUAAAACAUAAUACACUUUACAGGGUGAUCUCUCCGUAGUUAUUUGAAGUGGCUUCGAAAAAGCAAGAUUGACUUUUGACAUUGGAUAAAAUCUACAAAUCAGCCCUAGAGUUAUUCAAUGGUAAUUGACAAAACUAAAAUAUUUUCCUUUUGAGAAGGAGUGGAGUGUGGUUUGGCAGAACAACUGCAUUUCACAGCUUUUCCAGUUAAAUUGGAGCACUGAACGUUAGAUGCAUACCAAAUUAUGCAUGGGCCCUUAAUAUAAAAGGCUGGCUACCAGCUUUGACACAGCACUAUUCAUCUUCUGGCCAAACGACUGUGGUUAAAAACACAUGUAAAUUGCUUUUUAACAGCUGAUACUGUAUAAGACAAAGCCAAAAUGCAAAAUUAGGCUUUGAUUGGCACUUUUUGAAAAAUAUGCAACAAAUAUGGGAUGUAAUCUGGAUGGCCGCUUCUGUACUUAAUGUGAAGUAUUUAGAUACCUUUUUGAACACUUAACAGUUUCUUCGACAAUGACUUUUGUAAGGAUUGGUACUAUAUAUCAUUCCUUAUAAUGUCCAUUGUCUGUCACUAAUCCUCGGAUCUUGCUGUAUUGUCACCUAAAUUGGUACAGGUACUGAUGAAAAUAUCUAAUGGAUAAUCAUAACACUCUUGGUCACAUGUUUUUCCUGCAGCCUGAAGGUUUUUAAAAGAAAAGUAUCAAAUGCCUGCUGCUACCACCCUUUUAAACUGCUAUCUUUUUUGCAAAGCACCAGUAUGUGUUUUAGAUUGAUUUCCCUAUUUUAGGGAAAUGACAGACAGUAGUUUCAGUUCUGAUGGUAUAAGCAAAACAAAUAAAACAUGUUUAUAAAAGUUG
Messenger RNA from Zalophus californianus (California sea lion), 3072 nucleotides. RefSeq names its product cell cycle associated protein 1 (gene CAPRIN1). The record is from RefSeq and is a predicted model, not a curated record. Gene Ontology annotation, molecular function: RNA binding. The transcript is spliced from 18 exons. Gene Ontology annotation, cellular component: cytoplasm. Lineage: Eukaryota; Metazoa; Chordata; Mammalia; Carnivora; Otariidae. Bases 16 to 1950 code for a protein of 644 amino acids.